GGGAACUGGAAGAGCCAAAACCCCGCGGCGCCCGCAGACGCGGCCUUAAAACAAAAGAGGCUCCCCGCAGGGUGGGACCGGGACCUCACCAGCUCCUCGCCAAGUUGCGGCCGCCCGCCCCCUCGGCCCCUAGUCUCCGUGUGCGCAUGAGCAGAGACGCCUCCCUCGGUUCCUCCCAAGGCUAAACUUUCUAAUUCCCUUCUUUGGGCUCCGCGGCUGCCAGCAGCGGGAGAGCGCUCGCACCGCCGGAAAGAAAGACGGGAAAAAGGAGCAGGCGGCUCGGCAGGCGUUUUCUCCCCUCCUGUGCCGUGUCCCCUCGGCUGCAGGGAUUGGACAUGGGGCUGCUCCAGGUGUUCGCUUUCAGUUUCGUAGCCCUGUGCGGAGCCCAAGUGCUCGCCCAAGAACCGGAGUUCAGCUACGGCUGCGCCGAGGGCAGCUGCUACCCGGCCACGGGCGACCUGCUCAUCGGCCGAGCACAGAAGCUCUCGGUGACCUCGACGUGCGGGCUGCACAAGCCCGAGCCGUACUGUAUCGUCAGUCACCUCCAGGAGGACAAAAAAUGCUUCAUAUGCGAUUCACAAGAUCCCUAUCAUGAGACCCUCAAUCCUGACAGUCAUCUCAUUGAAAAUGUGGUCACUACGUUUGCUCCAAACCGCCUUAAGAUUUGGUGGCAAUCUGAAAAUGGCGUGGAAAAUGUAACUAUCCAACUGGAUUUGGAAGCAGAAUUCCAUUUUACUCAUCUCAUAAUGACUUUCAAGACAUUCCGCCCAGCCGCUAUGCUGAUAGAACGGUCGUCUGAUUUUGGGAGAACCUGGGGCGUGUACAGAUACUUUGCCUACGACUGUGAGAGCUCAUUUCCGGGCAUUUCAACAGGCCCCAUGAAAAAAGUCGAUGACAUAAUUUGUGAUUCCCGAUAUUCUGACAUUGAACCCUCAACGGAAGGAGAGGUGAUAUUUCGUGCUUUAGAUCCAGCUUUCAGAAUAGAAGAUCCUUAUAGUCCAAGGAUACAGAAUCUCUUAAAAAUCACCAACUUGAGAAUCAAGUUUGUGAAACUACAUACUUUGGGAGAUAACCUUUUGGAUUCCAGAAUGGAAAUCAGAGAAAAGUACUAUUAUGCAGUUUAUGACAUGGUGGUUCGAGGAAAUUGCUUCUGCUAUGGCCAUGCCAGUGAAUGCGCUCCUGUGGAUGGAUUCGAUGAAGAAGUAGAAGGAAUGGUUCACGGACACUGUAUGUGCAGGCAUAAUACCAAGGGCUUAAAUUGUGAACUGUGCAUGGAUUUCUACCAUGAUUUACCUUGGAGACCUGCUGAAGGUCGAAACAGCAAUGCCUGUAAAAAGUGUAACUGCAACGAACAUUCCAGCUCAUGCCACUUUGACAUGGCGGUUUACUUGGCCACUGGGAACGUCAGUGGAGGCGUGUGUGAUGACUGUCAGCACAACACGAUGGGGCGCAACUGUGAGCAGUGCAAACCGUUCUACUACCAGCACCCGGAGAGGGACCUCCGAGAUCCUAAUCUCUGUGAACAAUGUGCCUGUAACCCAGCUGGCUCUCAGAAUGGGGGAGUCUGUGACAGUUACACUGAUUUUUCUGCUGGUCUCAUUGCUGGUCAGUGUCGGUGUAAAUUACAUGUGGAAGGAGAACAUUGUGAUAUUUGCAAAGAAGGCUUCUAUGGUUUAAGUGCUGAAGAGCCAUUUGGCUGUAAAUCUUGUGCCUGCAAUCCUCUGGGAACGAUUCCUGGCGGGAAUCCUUGUGAUUCUGAGACUGGUUACUGCUACUGUAAGCGUCUGGUGACAGGACAGCAUUGUGACCAGUGUCUGCCAGAGCACUGGGGCUUAAGCAAUGAUUUGGAUGGAUGUCGACCUUGUGACUGUGACCUUGGGGGAGCCUUAAACAAUAGCUGCUCUGCAGAGUCAGGCCAGUGCGCGUGUCGACCCCACAUGAUCGGACGUCAGUGCAACGAAGUGGAAUCUGGUUAUUACUUUACCACCUUGGACCACUACAUCUAUGAAGCAGAAGAAGCCAACUUUGGGCCUGGAGUCAGCAUAGUGGAGCGGCAGUAUGUCCAGGACCGGAUUCCUUCCUGGACUGGAUCGGGCUUCGUCCGAGUGCCCGAAGGGGCUUAUUUGGAGUUUUUCAUUGACAACAUACCAUACUCCAUGGAGUACGACAUCCUAAUUCGCUAUGAGCCGCAGCUACCUGACCACUGGGAGAAAGCUGUCAUCACAGUGCAGCGACCCGGAAAGAUUGUAGCCAGCAGCCGAUGUGGUAAUACCGUUCCUGACGAUGACAACCAGGUGGUGUCCUUAUCGCCAGGCUCCAGGUAUGUGGUCCUUCCACGCCCCGUCUGCUUUGAGAAGGGUGUGAACUACACAGUGAGGUUAGAGCUGCCUCAGUACACCUCCUCCCAUAGCGACGUGGAGAGUCCCUACACGCUCAUCGAUUCACUUGUUCUCAUGCCGUUCUGUAAGUCACUGGACAUCUUCACUGUGGGAGGUUCCGGAGAUGGGCUGGUCACCAACAGUGCCUGGGAGACCUUUCAGAGAUACCGAUGUCUGGAGAAUAGCAGAAGUGUCGUGAAAACGCCAAUGACCGACGUUUGCAGAAACAUCAUCUUUAGCAUUUCUGCCCUGUUACACCAGACUGGCCUGGCUUGUGAAUGCGACCCUCAGGGCUCGUUGAGUUCCGUCUGUGACCCCAAUGGAGGCCAGUGCCAGUGCCGGCCGAACGUGGUUGGAAGAACCUGCGACAGAUGUGCUCCUGGAACCUUUGGCUUUGGUCCCAGUGGAUGCAAACCUUGUGAGUGCCAUCUGCAAGGAUCUGUCAACGCUUUCUGUGAUCCCAUCACUGGCCAGUGCCACUGUUUCCAGGGGGUGUACACUCGGCAGUGUGACCGGUGCUUACCCGGGCACUGGGGCUUUCCAAGUUGCCAGUCCUGCCAGUGCAACGGCCAUGCCGAUGACUGUGACUCAGUAACAGGAGAAUGCUUGAGCUGCCAGGACUACACCACGGGUCAUAACUGUGAAAGGUGCUUGGCUGGUUACUACGGUGAUCCCAUCAUUGGGUCAGGAGAUCACUGCCGCCCUUGUCCUUGCCCAGAUGGCCCCGACAGUGGACGCCAGUUUGCCAGUAGCUGUUACCAAGAUCCUGUUACUUUACAGCUUGAGUGUGUCUGUAAUCCUGGAUACAUUGGCUCCAGAUGCGACGACUGUGCCGCAGGCUUCUUUGGCAAUCCCUCGGACGUAGGGGGGACAUGUCAGCCUUGUCAGUGUCACCACAACAUUGACACGACAGACCCAGAAGCCUGUGACAAGGAGACCGGGAGGUGCCUCAAGUGCCUGUACCACACGGAAGGGGAGCACUGCCAGCUCUGCCGAUUCGGGUACUACGGAGACGCCCUCCGGCAGGAAUGUCGAAAGUGCGUCUGCAAUUACCUGGGCACUGUGCAGGAGCACUGUAAUGGCUCUGACUGCCAGUGUGACAAAGCCACCGGUCAGUGCUUGUGUCUUCCUAAUGUGAUCGGGCAGAACUGUGACCGCUGCGCGCCCAACACCUGGCAGCUGGCCAGCGGGACUGGGUGUGACCCAUGCAACUGCGACGCUGCUCACUCCUUUGGGCCGUCUUGUAAUGAGUUCACGGGGCAGUGCCAGUGCAUGCCUGGGUUCGGAGGCCGCACCUGCAGUGAGUGCCAGGAGCUCUUCUGGGGAGACCCCAACGUGGAGUGCCGAGCCUGUGACUGUGACCCCAGGGGCAUUGAGACACCGCAGUGUGACCAGUCCACCGGCCAGUGUGUCUGCAUCGAGGGUGUCGAGGGUCCACGCUGUGACAAGUGCACUCGAGGGUACUCGGGAGUCUUCCCUGACUGCACUCCUUGCCACCAGUGCUUUGCUCUUUGGGACGUGAUCAUCGCUGAGUUGACCAACAGGACUCAGAAGUUCCUGGAGAAAGCCAAGGCCUUGAAGAUCAGUGGUGUGAUCGGGCCUUACCAGGAGACUGUGGAUUCGGUGGAGAAGAAAGUCAAUGAGAUCAGAGACAUCCUGGCCCAGAGCCCAGCUGCGGAGCCACUGAAAAACAUUGGGAAUCUCUUUGAGGAAGCAGAGAAACUAACCAAAGAUGUUACGGAAAAGAUGGCUCAAGUAGGAGUGACAUUAUCUGACACAGCUUCACAGAGCAACAGCACAGCCAAAGAACUAGACUCUCUACAGACGGAAGCAGAAAGCCUAGACAGCACAGUGCAAGAGUUUGCUGAACAAUUGGAAUUUAUCAAAAACUCAGAUAUUCGAGGCGCCCUGGAUAGCAUUACCAAGUAUUUCCAGAUGUCUCUCGAGGCAGAGGAGAGGGUGAAUGCCUCCACCACAGAUUCCAACAGCACUGUGGAGCAGUCAGCCCUCACUCGAGACAAAGUGGAAGACUUGAUGUUGGAGCGCGAGUCCCAGUUCAGGGAAAAACAAGAGGAACAGGCCCGCCUUCUGGAUGAACUGGCAGGGAAACUACAAAGUCUAGACCUUUCAGCCGCUGCUGAAAUGACCUGUGGAACGCCUCCAGGGGCCUCCUGUUCUGAGACUGAAUGUGGCGGCCCAAAUUGCAGAACUGACGAAGGAGAGAAGAAGUGUGGGGGGCCUGGCUGUGGCGGUCUGGUCACUGUUGCACACAGUGCCUGGCAGAAAGCCAUGGACUUUGACCGAGAUGUCAUGAGUGCCCUGGCUGAGGUGGAGCAGCUCUCCAAGAUGGUCUCUGAAGCAAAACUGAGGGCAGAUGAGGCAAAACAGAAUGCUCAAGAUGUUCUGUUGAAAACCAACGCUACCAAAGAAAAAGUGGAUAAGAGCAAUGAGGACCUGAGAAAUCUCAUCAAGCAGAUCAGAAACUUUCUGACUCAGGAUAGUGCUGACUUGGACAGCAUUGAAGCAGUUGCUAAUGAAGUAUUGAAAAUGGAAAUGCCUAGCACCCCACAGCAGUUACAGAACCUGACAGAAGAUAUUCGUGAACGAGUUGAAAGCCUUUCUCAAGUAGAGGUUAUUUUACAGCAAAGUGCUGCUGACAUCACCAGAGCUGAGCUGUUGUUAGAAGAAGCUAAAAGAGCCAGCAAAAGUGCAACAGACGUUAAAGUCACUGCAGACAUGGUAAAGGAAGCUCUGGAAGAAGCGGAGAAGGCGCAGAUUGCAGCAGAGAAGGCAAUUAAACAGGCAGAUGAAGACAUCCAAGGGACCCAGAACCUGCUGACUUCCAUUGAGUCUGAAACAGCAGCUUCUGAGGAAACCUUGGUCAACGCCUCCCAGCGCAUCAGUGAGCUAGAGAGGAAUGUGGAAGAACUUAAGCGCAAGGCUGCCCAGAACUCUGGGGAGGCAGAGUAUAUUGAAAAAGUUGUAUAUACUGUGAAACAAAGUGCAGAUGAUGUUAAGAAGACUCUGGAUGGUGAACUUGAUGAAAAGUAUAAGAAAGUAGAAAACUUAAUUGCCAAAAAAACCGAAGAGUCGGCUGAUGCCAGAAGGAAAGCUGAAAUGCUACAAAAUGAAGCAAAAACACUUUUGGCUCAAGCAAACAGCAAGCUGCAACUGCUGAAAGAUUUAGAAAGAAAAUAUGAGGACAAUCAAAAAUAUUUAGAAGAUAAAGCUCAAGAAUUAGUAAGACUGGAAGGAGAAGUCCGUUCACUCCUAAAAGAUAUAAGCCAGAAAGUUGCUGUUUAUAGCACCUGCUUGUAACAGAGGACAGGCUACAAGUGUAAGACGGCUGAAGUGACCAAAGUCAGCUACAUUCUAAAAACUGAUGUAAUGAUCUUCAAAGUAAAACUCAUUACCUAUUUAAUGUUUUUAAUCGCCACAUUUUGUAUGGAGUUAAAUAAAGUACAGUGCUUUUGUAUAAAUAUA
This is a messenger RNA of Ceratotherium simum simum (southern white rhinoceros), 5861 nucleotides long. RefSeq names its product laminin subunit beta 1 (gene LAMB1). Lineage: Eukaryota; Metazoa; Chordata; Mammalia; Perissodactyla; Rhinocerotidae. Gene Ontology annotation, biological process: animal organ morphogenesis; axon guidance; tissue development. Gene Ontology annotation, cellular component: laminin trimer. The record is from RefSeq and is a predicted model, not a curated record. Gene Ontology annotation, molecular function: structural constituent of synapse-associated extracellular matrix; integrin binding.